Molecule: messenger RNA, 3415 nt
Organism: Hippopotamus amphibius kiboko
Lineage: Eukaryota; Metazoa; Chordata; Mammalia; Artiodactyla; Hippopotamidae
Product: caspase recruitment domain-containing protein 8-like
Exons: 17
Coding region: 231-1772 (513 amino acids)
Biological process (GO): mRNA export from nucleus; signal transduction; regulation of DNA-templated transcription elongation
Cellular component (GO): THO complex part of transcription export complex
Molecular function (GO): protein binding
Source: RefSeq, a predicted model, not a curated record
CCCCGGCCGCCUCCGGCUGCGGCUGCAGCAGCGCGCCCGGCGCCCCCUCCCGCCCAGUCCCCUCCCCCGGUGGCUCUCGCUCGCCCUCCUCCCUCCCCCGGCCGCGUCGGCCGCCUCCGGGUGCGCAGGGCAGCGCUCCGCCCGCGAACCCCGCCUGCAGGCGCCCCGGCGCGACUCGAGCGCCGAGCCCCCGGGCGCGCGUGGCGCCGCCUCCCAGACGCUGAGCGACGAUGAGCGGAGGCGCGGGGGUCGCGGCGGGCAGUGAGGAUCACAAUGCCUCUUCUGAAGAAAAAGGUUGCCCUAGCCCCAACCUAGAUACUUCAAAGGACUCUAAAUCAGGUGAGGAUAGCAGUUCUGAGAGCAGUUCCGAAAGUGAAUCUGGUAAUGAAGAGCCAAAACCAGAGAAAACAAAUGGGGAACUAGGAGAGUCUUCCACCGAGGAAGCGUCUGCUCAGGUUGAAGAAUGGGAGAAUAAAGAACUGCUCACAGAUCAUUUUAAUUCAGAAUUUAAUAAAAUCCAAUCUCACUGUGAACACUGUAAUGCUGAAAAUAAAGACAAUGAACUAGUGACUCCCAGGCUCCUUUCCCGGGGACAGUUUUUACUGAAGGUGGACACAGAGGGAACGUACCAGUGCAGGGAGACUGGUCUGAUAUUUGAGGUUAACAGAAAAGUUGACAUCAAAUACUGCAUCCUGUCCUGGAGCAAAUACGCAGACCUGGUUGUGAAGCCCUGGGUUGUCGGUGGACCCUUGUUUGAUGUUAAAUGUGACCCGACCUGUCUUACCUCCAUUCAGUUUCCACAUUCCCUCUGCUUGGGUCAGCGCGACACGAGCAUGACAUUCAAAGUCUUACAUGUUAAAAGUACUGGGGCCUCGUUAGAAUACACUGUGGACCAUUCUGCAACCCAUGUCAAAUGGCACGUGAGCUCUCUUUCUCCUGUGGGACCUGUUAUUCAAAGUGAAGAAACAGUAUUCCACCACGGGGCCGUCAUUCUGUACAAAGCCAUCGACCACAACCCAUCCUUGUCCUUUCGAGUGUACGUAGCAACCAAUAAUGAGUCCUUCAUCAAGGAUAUUUCCAAGUCUGUAAAGCACUCCUCUAAGAAAUUCAUGAAAAUCGAUAAGCCUCCCGUUUGCCAGAAGUUGUUGCAGAAUGGGAAGAAGUACAGGCUGAUCAGUGAGCCGGAGGCUGAAAUCACCCCCGAGGAAAUUGAAUUUGUGGAUGGCUCACUUUUAAAAUUGAAAAGUUAUAUUGAAGUGUAUUUGGAGCAACCAGUGGAGUUUAAAUUACUUCUGGUUGAAAUGGAUUCUGAGGAAAUUGUAUGGAAAGCAAAACUGAGAGAGUGUGACUGGGUUCAGGAUAAUCAGAACCCGAACAUUUCAAAAAGCAGCACAAGUGGUAACAGGCGACGAAAAAUGAGCAGCAGCUUACCUGAUGAGGCGGUCUAUGAUAAGAGAAUGAAGCAGGCUGACACUUCAGAUGGAGUGAAGACUAAAACCUUGUUAACAGACUCUCAGUUGAUUAACCUUGCUGAGAAGUUGGGGAAUGAGUGGGUAAAGAUUGCCAUUGCCAACCUGAAGUUGAAGAUUAGUGAUAUCGAUGCUAUCCUGGAGAAGAAAGAAGAUGUCACGAUCAAUAAGUUUAGGAUGCUGAAGAAGUGGCAAGAAAAGGAGCAGAGUAACGCCACAGCUCAGAAUUUAUGUAACUGCUUGGAAAACGUCGAUUCGGUUGAAGUCCAGGAUGUGCUGAAGGGUUUCUUACAGGAAACAUGACAUUUGGAAGAUGAGCUGGAAAAGGAACUCUCAGGAACUUUUACCUGCAAAGACCCUGUGCGUGGCAGCUGAGCGUGGCCUCCGGGACCCAGAGCUGCACCUCCUGUGGAGGCAGCUCCUCUCACAGGCCGCCCACAGCUCCUGUCCUUCGGGGGCAAAGGGAAUGAAGUAUCUGGAAACCUUGAGGAAGAAAACAACCUCUGCAAUAUCGAGAUUUUUUUUUUUUUUUUUUUUUGCAUCUCCUGCUCACACCCUCCCACCUGGGUUCCCCACCCAAACAGAUACACUUACCAAGGGUGCUUAGAAUGACUCAGUGCAGUCAGGUGAGAAAUGUGGUAAUUUUCCUUGUGGAGUCUGUGAACUAUGAAAUAUAUAUCCCGUGUUUGAAACAUUUUUAGCAAUUAAGUGGUGGAGUACUUAAAUGGCACCAAUUUCAUUUAGCUUUUUUCCUAAUGACUUUAAUAAUGAAGAGAGGUUCCUGUUCUUUUAGCUCCCACACAGUCAGACACUCCUGUGAAGCCGGGUACAAUAUGUCUUUUUUUUUUUUCUCAGCCGUGCUGCUGCGAGGCAUGCAGCAUCUUAGUUCCCCAACCAGGGAUCCAACCCAUGCCCCCUGCAGUGGACACAUGGAGUCCUAACCACUGGACCACCAGGAAGUCCCCCAAUAUGUCUUUAUAUGUGGGGUGUGAUUUCCGUGUCUCACAUUUACCAACCAGUCUGGCUAGAGGUCUGGUAAACCUUUAAACCGAUCAUGUUACGUGGUCCUAGGGUGAUUAGAAAGGAAUGUAAUCCUCUCCUCAUCAGUGUUGAUGCAAACACCUCAUCUCACUGGGGAAGUUCCGCUGGGUCCAUUGUCAGAGUCCCUGCAAGCUUCAUCAGCCUUCUGAAAUCACCAGGUCAGACACUGUAUUUCUUGACUUUGACCCCUGGAUCGUUUACUUUGGGGUGGGGUGGGGGGAGGCGCGGGAAUGCCACUGAGAAAUAGCCUUAGCCAGGACCAAGGGAAAACUGUCAUCUCUUCUUGAAGAGGAUUUGCCCCAGGGAAUCAUGGGCCAUAUUGGCUCUUGUUAAUGGUGGAAAUCUUUUUUUUGUUUUGUAUGUGUAGAUAUUGUCACUCUCCCAGAAUCAUGCAUGUGGUGAUUAACAUUUUGGAUAUGUUUUGUUAACUUAUUUGAAGAAAGUAUAAAUUACUACUAGCCUCCUGUAGACAUUAGCUGGAGAGUAAAUUUAAUCUCAAUGAAUUAAUCAGAGAAACACAUACUUUAACUAUAGCUUUGCCUGUGAAGAACAAAUUUGCUUUAUAGGGAAGAACGUAUUUCUGAUGAUCAGGGAUCCUGUGGAAUGCAAAUCAAUGUCACUUUAUGAGUUUUCUUUUAAUUGUUCUAUGUUUUAGGAAACACAUGGAGUUUUAACAUUCAGAAGUGUAAAAUACUUAAAAGGACUUGAAUUUUUUAAAUGUUUAUUAUUUUUUUAUAAGUUGUUUUCCAAAGAAAAGCAUAAUUUCAGAGGUGCUUUGUAUAUAAGCUGGUUUCCUAAUUUCCAGCCUUUUUCCUACUAUGGAUAAAGGGAAGAACAAUAAAUCUGCAUUUGUACAGUGCUAAUACAUCUUCUUCAUGUUAUCAUUUAAUUAUAAAUUACUUUUU